UUUUGGUCUUCCUUACGCGUAAAAACAUGCCGGCAGACUUGUCAAACAUAUCUGUGGACUUUGUGUUAAGAAGAAGUCGCUACUUUUUUCUGAAGUAGGACCUGGUUAAACAAGGGGGAAUCCAGCCCACAUAUUUAUUGCAGCCGCUGAAAAAAAUCUCCUCAAUAUCCCCCAAGAUGGCCGCCGAUGUAGGAUCGAUGUUUCAAUAUUGGAAGAAAUUUGAUCUACGGCGGCUUCAGAGGGAGCUGAACUCGGUGGCGUCGGAGCUGGCCGGGCGACAGGAGGAGAGUGAACAUUCCCACAAGCACUUGGUGGAACUGAGCCGAGAGUUCAAGAAAAAUGUCCCGGAGGAAGUCCGCGAGAUGGUGGCACCUGUUCUCAAGAGUUUCCAGGCCCAGGUGGUUGCUCUGAACAAGCGCAGUAAAGAGGCGGAGUCGGCCUUCCUGGGGAUCUACAAACAGCUGAUCGAGGCUCCAGACCCUGCCCCUGUGCUGGAGGCAUCCCACAGUCUGGAGGAGCGACUGCAGAGGCUGCACAGCUCGGCCCCUGAAGGAGAAGCCCUGGUGCAGGAGAUCUCUGGGCUCUGGCAACAACACCUGCAGUGCCUUAAACACACAGAGGACAGUGCAGUGGUCCCAGUGUCAGACUCAGACCUGAACUCAGAGCGCUGUCCCAGUACCCUGAUGACACCUAACAGCACCCCAGCCCCUGGGGCCCCGGGGUCCCCUCAGCAGAACCACCAGGAGCAGGCACAGGACAGAAGGGAGGAGGAGAGCUCAGAUGUGAGUCUGACUCAGAGACUGUCUGAGGCUGAGGACAAGAUCAAGGCUCUACAUUCCUCUUUGGACACUGCACAGACUGAGCUGCGGGACCUACGAUGUAAAUACAAUGAGGAGAUCAGUAAAAAAGCCGAGGAGGUCCACAGCAUCAUGGCCGACCUGAAGACGGCGAACCAGAAAGCAGAAUGCGCUCAGAGAGAAGUGGAAAGGCUAAAGGAGCAGUUAUCCAGUAUCACUGACAGCUGUAAUCCUGCAGAGGGCGCCACCAGGGACAAAAGUGAGGACUCGGAGUUGUUGCCCUCUCAGUUGGAGGCCACACUCGUGGCCAAAGACCGUGAGAUCCUGCGCCUCCUCGAGAACAUCCAGAGACUGCAGUUCACACUCCAGGAAGUGCAGGAGAGCUCAGCCAAUCAGAUUGUCGAGCUGGAGCGGCAGUUGGCCUAUAAAACAGAAGCUAUUGAGAGAUUAGAAGCUAAAUUGCAAUCCCAGAUGGACUAUGAAGAGAUUAAAACUGAACUCAGUAUCUUAAAAGUAAUGAAACUGGCUUCAGCGAAUGGCAGCUCCACACAGGAUUCUGCCAAAGCUGCAGAGGCACUUUUGUUGGAUAAAGAGGCCUUUCUCCCAUCUCACAAAUACCUGGUGGACAAAGCCCGGCUUUUGCACAGUAAUGAUGAUGACCGUUCAGAAGAUGGUGGCAGAGACUCGGGGCGCCCCCUAGUGUCCCACUCGUCCUCCUCCCAGGCGGACGCUCGCUCGUCCCCCAGUGCCCCCACCCCGACCCCAGACACCUCCUCUGCCUCCUCCACCACGGCACAUGAUCUGGCCCGGCCCUUCUCCGCCUCCCCCAGCUCUGCAGACCGACUAUCAGGAGACCACAUCCUCCACAAGCAGCUCCUCUCUCCGCACUUCAAGAAGGAGGGUCUCAUGGCCUUCCCCACAGCCCUGUAUGCUGCCAAAGUUGCACUCAUGUCCAGCUCCCAGGGUCCUGGAGGAGGAGGUGGGGGCUUGGGUAAUGCAGACCAGGGAUUGCCUAGCGACCAGUCUGAAAGUGGAAGUUCGACGGGGGAGGACGAUCAGGUGGACACAGCAGAGAUUGCAUUCCAGGUGAAAGAACAGCUUCUCAAGCACAACAUUGGGCAGAGGGUCUUCGGCCACUACGUCCUAGGGCUGUCACAGGGGUCGGUGAGCGAGAUCUUGGCCCGGCCCAAACCCUGGAGGAAGCUGACGGUGAAGGGGAAGGAGCCCUUUCUUAAGAUGAAGCAGUUUCUAUCCGACGAGCAGAACAUCCUGGCGCUGAGGACCAUCCAAGUUCGACAGAGAGGGAGCAUCACGCCGCGAAUCCGAACUCCUGAAACUGGGUCAGACGAUGCCAUCCGGAGCAUCCUGGAGCAGGCCAAAAAGGAGAUCCAGUCCCAGAGGGGAGAAACAAAGUCGUCCCUGAACAGCCUGUCCAGCCGCAGCAGUAACGGGGCCGGCAGCAGCUCAGACGACACCAUCAAGUCAAUCCUGGAGCAGGCACGUAGAGAGAUGGAGGCACAGCAACACGCCCUCAUGGAGAUGGAGGUGUGCGGCCGUGCUCCCAGUGUGGGCUCGGGGGCACAAGUGGAGCGUCUGGGCCCUCCUGAGAGAUCCAGGGUCCCACCUCUCCCCAUCUCCAUCAAACAGGAGGAGGGUGGAUGUGUCACUGUGUGCAUGGCCAGCUCCAUCAGCAGUCCCCAGACCCCUCUCAGUGUCCUGUCUCCAGCCGCAUUUGUCCAAAACAUCAUCCGAAAAGUCAAGUCUGAGAUCGGGGAGGCGGGCACGUACUUCGAUCAGCACUGGUCCCAUGAGCGCGCCGCUUUGGGGCUAACCGGGGGCAGUUCUAGACCUUAUAAUUCAGUUUCUCCAUCUCUGUCGUCCUCCUCCUCUGGGCCUCCUGCUUUGUCCCGGCCCUGGCCACGGCUGGAGAACGGAGAGGCUCUGCCCAACAGCGAGGAAGCGUCUGCUGCAGAGGAUGAGCUUGGGUUGGGACGUCCCGUGGAGGUGAAGGUGGAGUCGGACACCUCUGUCAGCGGGGAGUCUCCUGGUCCCGUAGCAGGGCGCCUCUCCUAUUACCCAGCCUACAUCCCCCGCGCUCUCAAACCCACCGUCCCUCCACUCACCCCAGAGCAGUACGAGAUGUACAUGUACCGAGAGGUGGACACCAUUGAGCUCACUCGACAAGUCAAAGAGAAACUGGCCAAGAACGGCAUCUGUCAAAGGAUCUUUGGGGAAAAGGUGCUGGGUCUGUCGCAGGGCAGUGUGAGCGACAUGUUGUCCCGUCCCAAACCCUGGAGUAAACUGACACAGAAAGGCCGAGAGCCCUUCAUUCGAAUGCAGCUGUGGCUUCUGGACCAGCUGGGACAGAGCCUCAGCCAGCCCCCAAACCAGGGACAUCCUCAGGAGAAAAGCCCGGUGACUGCUCACUCCUCGCCAUCUCCGUCCCCCAGUCCGGACACCCACAGCCCCCUGGAGCCAGUGGGCCUGUCCCUGGAGAGCAGUAAAGAGAACCAGCAGCCCCCUGUGGCGCUGGGUCUGCCCCCUCACCCCGACCACAGCCUCCUCCUGCAGCCACCCUCCUCCACACCGCUGGGCAUACAGGAGUUGGUGGCCAUGUCUCCUGAACUUGACACAUACGCCAUCACCAAGAAGGUCAAAGAAGUGCUCACCGACAACAACCUUGGCCAGCGUCUGUUUGGGGAGACCAUCCUGGGUCUGACUCAGGGCUCUGUGUCUGACCUGCUGUCUCGGCCCAAACCGUGGCACAAGCUCAGUCUGAAGGGACGAGAGCCAUUUGUGCGAAUGCAGCUGUGGCUUAACGACCCUCACAACGUCGACAAGCUUCGUGCCAUGAAGAAGAUGGAGAAGAAAGCCUACCUGAAGCGGCGGUACGGUCUCUUGAGCACUGGUUCGGACAGCGACUCUCCCACAGCCCGCUCCGAGUGUGUGAGUCCAGCUUUGGGCUCUCUGGACCUGUGCCCCUUCAGCCAGGCCAAGAAACCCCGUGUAGUGCUGGGAGCUGAGGAGAAGGAGGCCCUGAGGAAAGCCUACCUCCUGGAGCCCUAUCCCUCUCAAAACACCAUCGAGAUGCUAGCGGCACAACUCAACCUCAAAACCAAUACGGUCAUCAACUGGUUCCACAACUACAGGUCCCGGAUGCGGCGAGAGGUUCUAAUGGAGGGUUUACAAGACAACGACACCGACCCUGACCACCUUAGUUACUCCCCUCACUCUGAUGGAGAAGAGAGACGACCCCAGCAUCCCUCUGCCCACUCGGGACGUCCUGCCAGCGCCAUACCUUACGUCAAGCAAGAGGAUCGGGACGAGGAGCGAAACCACUGCAUCUCCACGGCUGUUCAGUUCCCACAAAUAAAAACCGAACAUGAGGAUUCAGUCAGCAUGAGAUUAGCCAAUCAAAGGCAAGAAGAUGUCCCGUCAAAAACCACGCAGUGUAAAUAUGAAGGGGACGAAUCCGGCAAAUCUCCCAUCGAUCCAGUUAGCUUCAAGGCAUCAUCUGAACCGUCCCGUAGCAGCCUGGAAGUGUCGCUCAACUCCCCCUCCGCAGCCUCCUCUCCAGGCCUCAUGAUGUCCGUAUCCCCUGUCCCCUCUUCUUCGGCGCCAAUCUCACCAUCUAUACCCAACCCGCCUUCGACAAGCAUGGACGCCAACCCUCCUUUUCAGAGCCCCAAACUGAACCGAAGCAGUCAGAGACGCAAUGAAAAAAUGGCUAACCUCAAUAACAUCAUCCACAGGUUAGAGAGAGCUGCCAACCGGGAAGAAACGCUAGAGUGGGAGUUUUGAUUUUUUUCAUUUCAAUUGUAUCUCAAAUCUUAUCUUCAAAUACACGCUUCCAGAUGUAACAUCUGUCCUCCAAGACUA
Molecule: messenger RNA, 4676 nt
Organism: Periophthalmus magnuspinnatus
Lineage: Eukaryota; Metazoa; Chordata; Actinopteri; Gobiiformes; Gobiidae
Gene: cux2b
Product: cut-like homeobox 2b
Exons: 24
Coding region: 177-4598 (1473 amino acids)
Biological process (GO): regulation of DNA-templated transcription
Molecular function (GO): DNA-binding transcription factor activity, RNA polymerase II-specific; DNA binding
Source: RefSeq, a predicted model, not a curated record